Symphalangus syndactylus (siamang) is the source of this 746-nucleotide messenger RNA. RefSeq lists its product as uncharacterized. NCBI's taxonomy places the organism in Eukaryota, Metazoa, Chordata, Mammalia, Primates, Hylobatidae. The record is from RefSeq and is a predicted model, not a curated record.
ACACUUUCUGCAACGCCUACCAUCUCAAGUUAAAAAAAGUCUCAAAUUUUGCCUUAAUGCAAAAUGGCUCUAAUAAGAUAUAUAAUAUUUUUGUCAUAUAAAAUAUUGCAUAUUGACAGCAAUAUCCCAGUGGAUGAUUUAUUGAUAAUAUCUUUGACCUUUUGAAUUUUUUUUCUAUUAUAUAUAAGGAAAUACAAACUAGGUAACAGGAAGAAAUGAGAAAAGGUAGAGAGAGACAGUAGUGAAGACUGGUCGACAUUGGACUACAAAAGAUUACUGCAGGAUUCUUCCAUGAUGCUGAUUACAGCUUUAUCUUAUCAAGCUUUGGCAUUGAAGACCAUGUGAAUUCAUCUUCAACCCUGGGAGUGAAAUAAGAACUUUCUUUUUUGCUUCUGAAAUUUUAAGCUCUAUACAGACACACUUUUUACUUAAUCUGCAUGACAUCAGAGAAAGAGACUUACCAGCUUUUGAAACCAAAAGAAGAGCAUCCCAGAGGAAAUAUGCAUGGAAGCACCAAGAAGCACAGAGGGAAUCAAAGCCAAAUGGCUGUAUGUAUCCCAUCUCCAUUGGCUGAAUCCUUUGAGGCUUCAGCCUGCUGUGAAGAAACAUUUCAUUCAUUCUACAGUUUGAUUCACCUGGUUCUUUGGCUUCUCACUGCGGUGUCUUCAGAAAAAAGUGCAGUGACCAUGUCACGUGAGUAUGGAAGUCGCUGUAACACGUUUUCAUUAUAUUUUCAUGCACAUUGA